AUGGCAAAGGCGGUGUGCACUCUUUACGGCGACGACGCCACCGUAUAUGGCUCAUUGGUGAUUACACAGGCACAUGAAGAUGCUAAAUGCGUUAUUACAGGAGAGCUAAAGAAACUAUCCCCCGGCAAGCACGCGCUGCAUGUUAAUGUGUUCGGCGACGUGUCGCAGCCCGCAGGUGCGGCCUUGGGUGGUGUUUUCAACCCAUUCGGCAAGAAUCAUGGCGCAUCUGAUGACGCAGAGCGUUGCGUGGGAUCACUUGGAAAUAUUGAAGUUGGUGAGAAUGGGAAUGUUCAAGUUCAUAUUGAGGACAAACUCGUGAAGCUUAUCGGUCCGCACUCCAUCAUUGGCCGCAGCAUUGUGGUGUACGAAGGUGAGGAUGACCUAGGAAAGGGAGGCCAUGAGCUGUCGCUACAGAAUGGAAACGCUGGUCUUAUCAAGGCGUUCGGCGUCGUAGGCAUCUCCUGCUAG
This is a messenger RNA of Plasmopara halstedii, 468 nucleotides long. RefSeq names its product superoxide dismutase. The coding region runs from base 1 to 468 and encodes 155 amino acids. Gene Ontology annotation, molecular function: superoxide dismutase activity; copper ion binding. NCBI's taxonomy places the organism in Eukaryota, Oomycota, Peronosporomycetes, Peronosporales, Peronosporaceae. Gene Ontology annotation, biological process: removal of superoxide radicals. The record is from RefSeq and is a predicted model, not a curated record. The transcript has a single exon.